Molecule: messenger RNA, 4548 nt
Organism: Kazachstania africana CBS 2517
Lineage: Eukaryota; Fungi; Ascomycota; Saccharomycetes; Saccharomycetales; Saccharomycetaceae
Gene: YCF1
Product: ATP-binding cassette glutathione S-conjugate transporter YCF1
Exons: 1
Coding region: 1-4548 (1515 amino acids)
Biological process (GO): transmembrane transport
Cellular component (GO): membrane
Molecular function (GO): ATP hydrolysis activity; bilirubin transmembrane transporter activity; ABC-type transporter activity
Source: RefSeq, a predicted model, not a curated record
AUGGUAACGGUAUCGAACAGUUCAUCAUGGACCUGCAUACUUUGUGAGUCAAGCGAAGGGUUUGGUCCAUUGUCGUACUACGGUGACUUCACUCAAUGUUUCAUAGAUGGUGUUAUCCUGACAUUGUCAGCAGUCUUCAUGCUGAUUUUUGGUACCAGAGAUUUAAUUAGACUUUCUACUAUGAAGCACCCUGGUAUAAAAUAUAGACGAAAUUGGAUUAUUGUCUCAAGAAUUACCUUAGUACUAUUACAGAUAUUUUUCACUGCAUGGGCAGCUUUAAUUUUACCCCAUCAUAAACAUGAGGAUGUUACCGUUAUUUCACAGUUCACUUUAACUUUAUUAUCUCUAUUCGUUGUGCUAUGUUUGCAUUGGGUAGAAUAUCAUAGAUGUAAAGUAGCUAAUGGUAUUGUACUUUUCUACUGGUUAUUCGAAUCUUUCGGUAACAUUUCAAAGACUAUCAACUUCAUUAUAAGAAAUGUUUAUGAAAAUCAAUGGCCAUUUGGUCAUAACGUCUUUGUAUUGACAUUAUUUCAAAGUAUUAUAUCAGUUUCUAUCCUAUUCUUGGAAGCUUUACCUAAGAAACCAAUGAAACCAUAUCAAGAAAUUCAAGAACAUUUUUCAAGAAGAAAGCCAAACCCAUACGAUUCAGCCAAUGUCUUCUCAAGAAUUUCUUUCACUUGGAUGUCAGAAUUAAUGAAAACUGGUUACGAAAAAUUCUUAAUGGAAGAAGAUUUAUAUAAAUUACCAGAAAAUUUCAAUAGUGCAGAUGUCGCUGAUAGAUUAAACGAGAACUGGGAAAAGCAAAUUAAGACUAAGACUAACCCAUCGUUAUCAUGGGCUCUAACCGUUACAUUUGGUUCAAAAAUGUUAUUAGCUGGGUGUUUUAAGAUGCUUCAUGAUAUUUUAGCUUUUACUCAGCCACAGUUAUUGCGUAUUUUAAUCAAAUAUGUCACAGAUUACAACAAGGAAAGAAAAGAAAAUACUUUCUACAGCAUUACGGAGCAGCAAUUACCUAUUUCUAAGGGUUUUUCCAUUGCAAUUGCUAUGUUCUUUGUUGGUUUCAUUCAAACAUGUGUGCUACAUCAAUACUUCUUAAAUGCUUUCAAUACCGGUAUGAAUAUCAAGAGCGCUUUAACCUCCCUUAUAUACCAAAAAUCGUUGGUUCUUUCUAAUGAGGCUUCAGCACAAUCCUCCACAGGUGAUAUUGUGAAUCUAAUGAGUGUUGAUGUUCAAAAAUUACAAGAUUUAAUGCAAUUCUUGAAUAUCUUAUGGUCAGGUCCAUUCCAAAUCUUCAUCUGUCUUUUUUCUUUGUAUAAGCUUUUAGGUCAUUCAAUGUGGGUUGGUUUCAUCAUUUUGGUAUUCAUGAUCUUCUUAAAUUCAUACUUGGUCAGAAUUCAAAGAAAACUCCAAAAACAACAAAUGCAAUUUAAGGAUGAAAGAACAGGUGUCAUAAGUGAAAUUCUAAAUAAUAUAAAGUCCUUAAAAUUAUAUGCCUGGGAAGUACCUUACCAAACCAAGUUAAACCAUGUUAGAAAUGAUAAAGAAUUGCAUAACCUAACCAAACUAGGUUGUUACAUGGCAGUUACCAGUUUUCAAUUUAAUAUUGUUCCAUUCUUAGUCUCAUGCGCUACAUUCGCUGUUUUCGUUUAUACCGAAAAUAAACCAUUAACUACUGAUCUUGUAUUCCCAGCUUUGACUCUUUUCAAUUUAUUAUCUUUUCCACUGAUGGUUGUUCCAAAUGUUAUUACUUCCUUUGUUGAAGCCUCCGUUUCUGUCAAUAGAUUAUUUUCUUUCUUGACUAAUGAAGAAUUACAAAAGGAUUCCAUCCAGAGAUUACCAAAGGUUGAAAAUAAAGGCGAUGUUGCCAUAAAUCUUGGUGAUAAUGCAACAUUUUUGUGGAAGCGUAAGCCAGAGUAUAAGGUUGCCUUAAAGAAUAUCAAUUUUCAAGCUAAAAAGGGUGAUUUAACCUGUAUUGUAGGUAAAGUCGGUAGUGGUAAGAGUGCCUUGAUUCAAAGUAUUCUAGGUGAUUUAUUCAGAGUCAAAGGUUUCGCAACUGUUCAUGGUAAUGUUGCUUAUGUCUCCCAAGUUCCAUGGAUUAUGAAUGGUACCGUGAAAGAAAAUAUUUUAUUUGGGCAUAAGUACGAUCAGGAAUUUUAUGAAAAGACCAUAAAGGCAUGUGCUUUGACAAUUGAUUUGGGUAUCUUAGUUGACGGUGAUCAAACAUUAGUUGGUGAAAAGGGUAUCUCACUUUCAGGUGGUCAAAAAGCUCGUUUAUCAUUAGCCAGAGCCGUUUAUUCUAGAGCUGACACAUAUCUAUUAGAUGAUCCUUUAGCUGCUGUUGACGAACAUGUUUCAAAACAUUUGGUUGAGCAUGUUUUAGGUCCAACUGGUUUAUUGCACUCUAAGACUAAAGUUUUAUGUACAAAUAAAAUAUCCGUUUUAUCAAUCGCUGACUCAAUUACAUUGUUAGAAAAUGGUGAAAUUGUUCAACAGGGUAGCUAUGAAGAAGUUAACAGUGAUGAAGAUUCUCCAUUAUUCAAAUUAAUUAAAGAAUAUGGUAGAAAGGAAAAUAAAUCUAAGGGUUCUUCUACUUCUCUUUCGACUGUUACUGAGUCAUCUCGCGAACAAACCAUUCCUGUCGAAGAUGAAUUAGAAGCAUUACAAAAAAUUGGGGAGAUGGGAUUAACGAAUACCGAUAUGCAUAGUUUGAGAAGAGCAAGUGCAGCUACAUUACGUAGUAUUGGUUUCGACUCUGAAGAAAACAUUGAAAGAAGGGAACAUCGUGAAAUAGGUAAAGUUAAAUGGAACAUUUAUUGGGAAUAUGCUAAAGCAUGUAAGCCUAGAAAUGUUCUUAUUUUUAUAUUCUUUAUUGUCGUUUCAAUGUUCCUUUCUGUUAUGGGCAACGUAUGGUUAAAGCAUUGGUCUGAAAUUAACACAGAAAGGGGCUCUAAUCCUAACGCUAUUCAUUAUCUAUUCAUCUACUUUGCCUUAGGUUUUGGGUCAGCUUUGUCUACUUUGAUCCAGACAGUCAUCUUAUGGGUUUUCUGUACGAUUAGAGGUUCCAGGUAUCUACACGAUUUGAUGACAGAUGCUGUUUUAAAGGCACCCAUGUCAUUUUUCGAAACUACACCAAUUGGCCGUAUAUUGAAUAGGUUUUCUAAUGAUAUCUACAAGAUUGACUCGAUUCUAGGUAGAACCUUUUCACAGUUUUUCGUUAAUGCCGUCAAGGUGGUCUUUGUUAUGGCUGUUAUUUGUGCUACGACCUGGCAAUUUAUUUUCGUUAUCAUUCCUUUAGGUGUCUUUUACAUUUACUAUCAACAGUAUUACUUAAGAACCUCUAGAGAAUUACGUCGUUUGGAUUCCAUCACUCGUUCUCCAGUUUACUCUCAUUUCCAAGAAACGUUAGGUGGUAUUACUACGAUUAGAGGCUAUAACCAGGAAAAGAGAUUUGGUCAUAUCAAUCAAUGUCGUGUCGAUAACAAUAUGAGCGCAUUCUACCCAAGUAUCAAUGCUAAUCGUUGGUUGGCCUUCAGACUGGAGCUCAUUGGUUCUAUUAUUAUUUUAGGAGCGGCUACGUUAUCCAUAUUUAGAUUGAAAGAAGGUACUUUAACACCUGGUAUGGUUGGUCUAUCCUUGAGUUAUGCUUUACAAAUUACACAAACUUUGAAUUGGAUUGUUAGAAUGACUGUUGAAGUCGAGACAAAUAUUGUUUCAGUGGAACGUGUUAAAGAAUAUGCCCAAUUAGAAAGUGAAGCCCCAAGAAUUGUUGAAGAAAAGAGACCAGACGAAAUGUGGCCAACUGAAGGUGAUAUCAAGUUUGAAAACUAUUCUACUCGUUAUAGACCUGAAUUGGAUUUAGUGUUGAAAAAUAUUAAUGUCCACAUUAGACCAACAGAGAAGGUUGGUAUUGUAGGUAGGACUGGUGCAGGUAAAUCUUCAUUAACCUUAGCAUUAUUCAGAAUUAUUGAAGCUACUGCUGGUAAUAUUAUCAUUGAUGGAAUUCCUAUCAACGAAAUUGGCCUGUACGAUCUAAGACACAAAUUAUCUAUUAUUCCUCAGGAUUCUCAAGUUUUCGAGGGUACACUUAGAGAAAAUAUCGAUCCUACCAAUCUAUUUACAGAUGAAGAAAUAUGGAGAGUUUUAGAAUUAUCACAUUUGAAGGAACACGUUCUUUCAAUGGGAGCUGAUGGUUUAGAUGUUCAAUUGACUGAAGGCGGUAGUAAUUUAAGUGUUGGUCAAAGACAAUUAAUGUGUUUAGCUAGAGCUUUAUUAAUUCCUUCAAAGAUUUUGGUUUUAGAUGAAGCUACAGCUGCUGUCGAUGUUGAGACCGAUAAGAUCGUUCAAGAAACCAUUCGUACAGCAUUUAAGGAUAGAACCAUUUUAACUAUUGCUCAUAGAUUAAAUACGAUCAUGGAUAGUGACAGAAUUAUAGUGUUAGAUAAGGGUGAAAUUGUAGAAUUCGACACCCCUGACGAAUUAUUGGCCAAGCCAGAAUCAUUAUUUUAUUCUCUAUGUAAUGAAGCAGGUUUGACUAACAAGGAUGCUUAA